AUGGAAGGUAAUUUUUCUUAUCAGAAUGGGGAGCAAAACAGGGAACAAGAUUUUCAAAAACUUUCCCAGACAAUAGGUACAAGCAUUCAAAAAAUAUCCCAAAAUGUUUCCUCAAUGCAACGUAUGGUCAACCAAAUUGGAACACACCAAGAUUCCCCUGAAUUGCGAAAGCAAUUGCAUUCCAUCCAGCAUUAUACACAACAGCUAGUAAAAGACACCAACGGCUACAUCAAAGAUUUGAGUAAUGUCCAACCUUCGCUCUCUCAAUCGGAGCAGAGGCAGAGGAAAAUGCAGAAAGAGAGGCUGCAGGACGAGUUCACCAGCACGUUAAACAUGUUCCAGCAAGUCCAAAGGAGCACCGCCUCCAAGGAAAAGGAACAAGUCAAUAAAGCCAAAGCUCAGGCUUACGGCGAACCACACCUCGUCGGCUACAAAUCGAAGGACCAGCAGCUCAUAGAAUUACAGGAUAACAGUACGAGACAGUUGCAAUUGCAAGAGCAGGAGGAUUUGAGAGCUUUGGAAGAACAAGAACAGUCCAUUAGGCAGUUAGAAAGCGAUAUCAACGACGUAAAUCAAAUAUUCAAGGAAUUGGGAUCGUUAGUGCACGAGCAAGGUGAAGUUAUAGAUAGUAUCGAAGCGAGCGUGGAACAUACGACUGAUUACGUGAGCCAAGGGGCGAUGCAACUGCGCGAGGCCAGUACGUAUAAAAACAAAGUAAGAAGGAAGAAAUUGAUAUUUGCGGCGAUCGGGGCCGUUAUUUUGUUGAUCAUCAUCAUAAUUAUUAUAUUGGAGGUGAAGAAUUGA
Messenger RNA from Phyllotreta striolata, 804 nucleotides. Lineage: Eukaryota; Metazoa; Arthropoda; Insecta; Coleoptera; Chrysomelidae. The record is from the annotation of a GenBank genome assembly.